This is a messenger RNA of Cydia splendana, 621 nucleotides long. RefSeq lists its product as uncharacterized. The record is from RefSeq and is a predicted model, not a curated record. The coding region runs from base 1 to 621 and encodes 206 amino acids. The transcript has a single exon. Lineage: Eukaryota; Metazoa; Arthropoda; Insecta; Lepidoptera; Tortricidae.
AUGUGCCAUACCAACACGCACUGGGUAGAAGCUUUGCCUUUGGUGCUCCUCGGAAUCCGCAGUGCUUGGAAAGAAGACAUCCAGUCUUCAGCGGCAGAGCUCGUAUAUGGCGAGCCAUUGCGCCUACCUGGUGACUUCUUCAAGCCUUCAGAAACUACUGCAGUCGACUACUGCAAUUUUGUGGCCAGGCUACGCAACCAUAUAGCUAAAAUCAUCCCAGUUCCUGGCACUCGUCACUCUCAGAGGCCGUUCUAUAUCCCGAAGGACCUCAGCUCUGCAGAUUAUGUUUUCCUACGACAUGGACCUGUCAAAGGAUCACUGGAAUCCCCGUACACUGGCCCAUAUAAGGUUUUGCAGAGAGGAAGCAAAACAUUUAAAAUAGAGAGAGCUGGGAAAGCAGACACUGUCAGUAUUGACAGGCUCAAGCCAGCGUAUAUGUCCAAAGACGAUUGGGGAAAUCUCAGCCACAGCAGCGCUACGCCUGACACGCCAUUAGUUCCGCAAGUGCCUGGAUCUGAUCCCAAUAAUCUGCCGCUAGAGCAGGAACAAACUGCAGAAAAAAGAACUCGUAGCGGCCGAACCGUACACUUUCCGCCCCAUCUUUUUGACUAUCGACCGUAG